Molecule: messenger RNA, 1626 nt
Organism: Onychostoma macrolepis
Lineage: Eukaryota; Metazoa; Chordata; Actinopteri; Cypriniformes; Cyprinidae
Product: arrestin domain-containing protein 4-like
Exons: 9
Coding region: 123-1253 (376 amino acids)
Biological process (GO): protein transport
Cellular component (GO): plasma membrane; cytoplasm
Molecular function (GO): ubiquitin-like ligase-substrate adaptor activity
Source: RefSeq, a predicted model, not a curated record
AAGACAUGUAAAUCAGCCAAUUGGCGCAAAUACAUAAACGUUGGGCGUGGCCUGCAAACAACCUGAGUCACACAUUGCAUGGAGGGUGUGUCGCUGCCUGCAGCACAGCGAGAUAAACCAAGAUGAUGCAUACUGAAGUAAAAUCACUGGACGUGAUUCUUGACAACAAGCAGAGAGUUGGUUACUGCCCUGGUGAAGUAGUGUCUGGACAUGUUUCUCUCAAACUCUCGGAAGCCACCACAAUCAAAACCGUAAACAUAUUACUGAAGGGAUAUGCUCAGGUGAGUUGGAUGCAUAAACGAUCCCGCUGUUUCGAAGAGAAGAAAUGCCUCUCUUUAUCCAUGACACUUGUUGCAACAGGUCCCCAAAACCUCAUCCUUGAUAGUGGCAUAUAUGAGAUCCCUUUUGAUCUCCAACUACCUCAAAGUCCUUUGGUUUCUUCUUUCUCUGGAAAACAUGGCUGUGUUUACUACAUGGUGCAGGCAGUUUUAAAAAGGCCAUUCCAUGAGAGUCAACGUGUUUGCAGAGAACUUUGCAUCAUAAGUCAUAUUGAUGUCAGUGUGCCAACAUUAAUCUCUCCAGUGUCACAAACCUGUAAGAAGAUAAUUGGCUGCUGGAUCUUUACUUCUGGUCCCAUCUCACUGACUGCCAGCAUAGACCGACAAGGUUAUUGCAAUGGAGAAUCAAUCUCAAUCUGUGCUCUGAUUGAGAACUGUUCAUCUCGUCUAGUUGUGCCAAAAGCAGUGAUGUACCAGAUACAGACCUAUACAGCCAAGGGUAAAACAAAAAGCAUCAAACAGGUAGUUGCCAGUUCUAGAGGAAAUGUAGUGCCACCUGACACUUCCAGCAGGUGGAAUGGAAACGCAUUGAAGAUUCCUCCAGUUUCUCCCUCCAUUCUGAAUUCAGACAUCCUGAGAGUGGAAUACCUAGUUGCAGUUAUUGUUCAGAUACCAGGUACCAAAAAUCAAAAAGUGCAGUUUCCAGUGGUGAUCGGUACCAAAGGUCUUGACAUUACCAGUCAUUCCAUUGUGAACAUGAGCUUGCUAUACCCCACAUUUACCCUUCCAGACAUAGCUGAAGCCCCUCCAAGCUAUGCAGAGGUUAUGUCAGAGGAACCGUUUGAGGAGCACAGAACUUCAACCUGCCAGUCACAACCAGACUGGCUGCUAGAUAGCUCAGCAUUCGCUUGUGAUCAGCAGUUCCGCCUCCAGCCGCCGCCUCCUUAUUCAGAGAUUUGCACAAGCGAACAGUAAUCUUUUGGCCAAGUUUCUUUUGUGGAGAAGACCAAAAAACCACCUUGUGCCUUAAUUACAUUGCAUUUAUUUUUUUUUUUUCAUGUUGUUUAUGGAUUACAGGUGAAAUGUUUGUUUUGAUCAUGACCUCAUGUCAAAGUUCUGAAAGCAGUAGUCAAACACAGCCAGACUAUUGACAAGUUUUGUCCACUUUGCAAUGUAUUCUGGUUAUAUGCUGUUUUUCUGUACUUUUCUGUCUGUUAUUGUGAUAUCAACUAUUUAAAGCAGUCUAUAAACUGCAUAUUAAAAAAAAAAAAAACUUUAAUUCACACUAACAGGGCAGAUUAUCUAACUGAGUGAUUACUGUCCAGAAUAAACUGCAAUGUGAACCAGA